GUCGACUCAAGUCGAGUCGCAAACCAACUUCACCGUGGUCAAUAUUUCUCUGCAGCUAAGCAAACCCACCACACCAAAUCUAAAACUAGUUUUCCCACUGCAAACAUGGUCUCCUUUACGAGUUUCUCCACUUCGUAUGUUAUUCUACAGGUUGUUGUUUUAGCAUCUUUAGUGAGUGCAGGGAAGACUAAUUCAUGGAAUCCUUUAAGCGAGGAUGUCACUGUUGGGAAAAAGCAUUCGAAAGAAUAUUGUGCAAUGUAUGACAUAUGUGGAGAAACCAGUGAUGGGAGAGUUCUGAACUGUCCUUAUGGUUCUCCUUCUGUGAAGCCCGAUGAGUUGCUUUCUGCAAAAAUCCAAAGCUUGUGUCCAUCAAUAAGUGGGAAUGUUUGUUGUACAGAGACUCAAUUUGAAACGCUGAGAGCGCAGGUUCAACAGGCUAUACCUUUCCUUGUGGGCUGUCCAGCAUGCUUGAGGAACUUUUUAAACCUUUUCUGCGAGCUUUCCUGCUCUCCAAAUCAAAGCCUAUUCAUCAAUGUGACUUCUGUUGCUGAGGUCAAUGGCAGUUUAACCGUGGAUGGAAUUGACUAUUUUGUAACCAAAACUUUUGGGGAAGGUCUGUAUAGUUCUUGCAAGGAUGUAAAGUUUGGUACUAUGAAUACUCGGGCCAUAGAUUUCAUUGGUGCCGGUGCUAAAAACUUUAAAGAAUGGUUUGCUUUUAUUGGUCAAAAAGCUGCCCCUGGAAUGCCUGGGUCACCAUAUGCCAUAAAGUUUAAGUUAAGCACUCCUGAGUCAGCUGGGUUGGAGCUCAUGAAUGUGUCUGUUUAUACAUGCGGUGACACUUCCCUUGGCUGUUCUUGCGGUGACUGUCCUUUGUCACCCAUGUGCUCUAGUUCUGAACCUCCUAAUCCACAAAAGAAAGAAUCUUGCUCAAUUCGAAUUGGAUCUCUUAAGGUCAAAUGUGUCGACUUUUUGUUGGUGAUUGCUUAUAUUCUUCUGGUAUCUACAUUUUUUGGGUGGGUUUUGUUUCGGCGAACAAGAGAAAGGAGGAUACCUGGAUCUAGCACGGAACCUUUAUUGAUGAAUAAAGGAGGAACUGAUUCUAGUAAUGUGCAAGAGGCUAAGAAUUUUUCCUUAAAGCUAACAAAGGAGGAACAGCUUUCUGUUGUUCAAGGAUACAUGUCGAGCUUUUACAGGACUUAUGGACAAUGGGUUGCUAGAAAUCCCACUCUUGUAUUGAGCACGUCAUUGGCAAUUAUUCUUGUGCUUUGCUUAGGUCUAAUUCGUUUCAAUGUGGAGACACGGCCAGAGAAGUUGUGGGUAGGUCCCGGGAGUAAGGCAGCUGAAGAGAAACGGUUUUUCGACCAACACCUUGCCCCUUUUUACAGAAUUGAACAGCUUAUUUUGACAACAUCACCUGAUUCCAAGCUUGACAAAACACCCGGUAUUGUCACAGAGGAUAACAUCCAAUUACUGUUUGAAGUACAAAAGAAGGUUGAUAAAAUUCGUGCAAAUUAUUCUGGUUCAUUGAUAUCCAUAUCUAACAUUUGCUUAAAGCCUCUAGGCGAGGAUUGUGCCACUCAGAGUGUUCUGCAGUAUUUCAAAAUGGACCCAGACAAUUAUGACUACUAUGGAGGAGUUGCACAUGCUGAGUACUGUUUUCAGCAUUAUGCUUCGGCAGACACAUGUUUGAGUGCAUUUGAGGCCCCACUUGAUCCAAGCACGGUGUUAGGAGGAUUUUUUGGGAACAAUUAUUCAGAGGCUUCUGCAUUUGUUGUUACAUAUCCAGUUAAUAAUGCAAUAGAUGAAAAUGGAAAGGCAGUGGCUUGGGAAAAAGCUUUCAUCCAGUUAGCGAAGGAGGAGCUGCUACCAAUGGUGCAGUCUAGGAAUCUUACUCUUUCAUUUUCAUCUGAAAGUUCAAUUGAGGAAGAACUUAAAAGAGAAAGUACAGCAGAUGUCAUCACAAUAUUGGCAAGCUAUCUUGUGAUGUUUGCCUAUAUAUCUGUGGCACUGGGAGAUGCAUCUCGUUUAUCUACUUUCUAUAUCUCAUCCAAGGCGUUGCUUGGUCUUUCUGGAGUUAUACUGGUUAUGCUUUCUGUCCUUGGAUCUGUUGGAGUUUUCAGUGCCAUUGGAGUUAAAUCUACAUUAAUAAUAAUGGAAGUUAUUCCUUUCCUUGUCUUAGCUGUCGGAGUGGAUAACAUGUGUAUAUUGGUUCAUGCUGUUAAACGUCAGCCAUUGGAGUUACCUUUAGAGGAACGAAUAAGCAAUGCACUUGUUGAAGUUGGGCCAUCCAUAACACUAGCUAGUUUAUCUGAAUUUUUGGCCUUUGCAGUUGGAAGUUUCAUUCCUAUGCCCGCAUGCCGUGUCUUCUCCAUGUUUGCAGCUUUGGCUGUUCUACUGGAUUUUCUUCUGCAAGUUACUGCCUUCGUUGCACUGAUAGUUUUUGAUUGUUUGAGAGUUCAAGAUGGUAGGAUUGACUGUUUUCCAUGUAUAAAAAUUCAUUCCGCUUAUGGAGAAUCCGAUGAAGGCAUGAAUCCAAGAGCACCUGGACUGCUGGCACGGUUUAUGAAGGAAGUUCACGCUCCAUUUCUUGGAUUCUGGGGAGUGAAAAUGAUAGUCAUUGCCAUAUUUCUUGCUUUCACUCUGGCAAGCAUUGCACUAUCUACAAGGCUUGAAGCUGGUUUGGAGCAACAGAUCGUGCUUCCUCGGGAUUCUUACCUUCAGGGAUAUUUCAAUGAUGUCUCUGAAUAUCUUAGAGUUGGACCUCCAUUAUAUUUUGUUGUGAAGGAUUUCAACUACAGCUUGGAAUCAAGACAGACAAACCAGUUAUGCUCCAUCAGCCAGUGUGAUUCAAACUCUCUUUUGAAUGAGAUAUCAAAAGCAUCGUUAAUUCCAGAGUCAAGCUACAUUGCUAAACCAGCUGCUUCAUGGCUUGAUGACUUUCUCGUAUGGACAUCUCCAGAGGCUUUUGGCUGCUGUAGGAAAUUUUUGAACGGCACUUAUUGUCCACCUGAUGAUCAGCCACCUUGCUGUUCACCUGAUGAAGGACCUUGUGGCAUAGGUGGAGUCUGCAAAGACUGUACAACGUGCUUUCGCCACUCAGAUUUGGUUAAUGAUCGCCCGUCUACGGCACAAUUUAGGGAGAAGCUUCCGUGGUUCCUCAACGCACUGCCAUCUGCUGAUUGUGCAAAGGGUGGUCAUGGGGCUUACACCAACAGUGUGGAUCUAACUGGGUAUGAGAGUGGUGUUAUACGAGCAUCAGAGUUUCGUACAUAUCACACACCACUUAACAAACAAGGUGACUAUGUUAGUUCAAUGCGAGCAGCAAGGGAGUUCAGCUCAAAAAUUUCUGAUUCUUUAAAGAUCGAGAUCUUUCCAUAUUCUGUGUUCUAUAUCUUCUUUGAGCAAUAUCUGGAUAUUUGGAGGAUUGCUUUGAUCAACAUUGCUAUAGCACUUGGUGCUAUAUUUAUUGUUUGUCUGAUUAUUACAUCCAGUCCGUGGAGUUCAGCAAUCAUUCUACUUGUAUUGGUCAUGAUUGUGGUGGAUCUCUUGGGCGUCAUGGCAAUUCUGGAUAUUCAACUGAAUGCAGUCUCCGUUGUAAACCUUAUAAUGUCAAUAGGGAUUGCUGUUGAGUUUUGUGUGCAUAUAGUGCACGCCUUCUUGGUAAGCCAUGGGAAUAGGGACCAACGAAUGAAAGAGGCUCUGAGUACAAUGGGAGCUUCCGUCUUCAGUGGAAUUACGCUCACAAAACUUGUUGGAGUAAUUGUGCUUUGCUUCGCAAGAUCUGAAAUUUUUGUGGUUUAUUACUUCCAAAUGUACCUCGCUUUGGUUCUCAUUGGUUUCUUGCACGGGCUUGUGUUUUUACCGGUGGUAUUGAGUUUGUUUGGUCCACCAUCAAGGCAUGUAAUUGUUGAGAAAGUGGAAGUUGAAGAGCCCUCUACAUCUGCAAGCUUGAGUUAAUUUAUGAUAUGUUCCAUUUUAGUAUUGUUAUUACAACUCAAAUGAGUCACAUUACAUUUUAUCAUGUAAAUAAGAAAGACAGUCUACAUUUCACAACCUAAAUAUUGGGACAUUCUUUUAUUUCAUACUCUCUCACAGAUCAAUAUUUACCUAUUAUAAAAAAGAG
This is a messenger RNA of Pistacia vera, 4123 nucleotides long. Its product is annotated as NPC intracellular cholesterol transporter 1-like. Bases 106 to 3957 code for a protein of 1283 amino acids. The record is from RefSeq and is a predicted model, not a curated record. NCBI's taxonomy places the organism in Eukaryota, Viridiplantae, Streptophyta, Magnoliopsida, Sapindales, Anacardiaceae. Gene Ontology annotation, cellular component: membrane. The transcript has 39 exons. Gene Ontology annotation, molecular function: lipid carrier activity.